UUGUGUCUGUCCGCGACACGGCCGAGUUAAGACAAACCAGAGCGAGUCAACUCAACCCAGGAAGCGGAACUCAAACCUUCCAAUAAACCAAAAUCUAUAGACCUAAUUCACGUCCGUUUCGCCCCCCCUUUGCUGGGUUCUCCUUCUCCAUUUUGCCUUCAAUUCUUUCAUAAUCACGCAAUCGAUUUCCUUGUUUUCUAAAAAGAGUUCCCUCACAAACCCAAUUGCCUUUUUGGUUUUUACUUAAUUUUCUAAAUACCUAGUUCUUUGAGGCUUCAAUAUUAUUGUCCUUAUUUGGUUUUUAAAAAGCACCCUCUGAAGUCUUGAUUUGGUUUCUUUUCUCAUCUGGGGGUUAGGUUAAGUUUGCAAACUGGCUAUGGACUACGAGCCGUACGACAGCAGUGGAACGGAUGAUGAUCUUCCUCCAUCACAUCAAAAUAGGAUUCCAAGAGGUGGUGGCCGCAUGAAUGGAAAUGGGAGAUCUGCUGUCAUGGCAUCUGUACCCUACCAAAGGAUGUAUGGUGAAACUGACAUGGAGGCCCAAAUUCACCAGCUCGAGCAAGAAGCAUACAGUUCGGUUCUAAGAGCCUUUAAAGCUCAAGCUGAUGCCAUUACUUGGGAGAAAGAAAGUUUGAUAACGGAGUUAAGAAAAGAGUUAGGAUGGUCCAAUGAAGAACAUCGAGAACUUCUUGGUAGAGUUAAUGCUGAUGAUGUCAUCCGAAGAAUAAGGGAGUGGAGGCAGUCGGGGGCCCAUCAACCAGGUAUGCUUGGCACCGCUCAAGCUAUUCACGACCCAUUACCUAGUCCUUCUGUCUCAGCUUCACGGAAGAAACAGAAGAUAGUGCCAUCUUUACCGUCACAGUCCUUUGCUGGACCAUCUCCUACUUUUCACCCACCUGCUCUGGCUGCUGCAAGUCAGCCGUCUUCAUCCGCUGCCAAGAGAGGGCCUAUGAUGGGGCCUAAGGGCAAAAAGAGUAAAUCUGGCCAGAUGAUGCCUGGUGCAUCUUCAAUGAAAAUGCAGUACCCUUCCUCUGGUCCAUUUGGAAGAGGCCAACUAGGUAAUCGGGUCUCUGAACCUGCUGAAGCAGGAUCAUUUGAUCCAUUGAUUGGAAGGAAAGUGAGGACUAGAUGGCCUGAUGACAAUAAUUUUUAUGAGGCAGUCAUUACUGACUAUAACAAAGCUGAGGGUAGACAUGCUCUUGUUUAUGACAUUGGUACUACAAAUGAGACAUGGGAAUGGGUCAACCUUACAGAGAUUUCUCCAGAGGAUAUUCAGUGGGAAGGUGAAGACCCAGGAAUUUCUCGUCAUGGAAAUUAUGGUGGAUCAGGCCGUGGCAUGAAUAGGCCUGUUGGGCGUGAUAGCACUCCAGGUGCAGGCAGGGGAAGGGGGUUGAUUAAACCACAGUCCAGAAAAGGCUUUCCGCCAUCACAGAAUGGAGGAAAGAAGGGAUCUGAUGAUAUCCAGUUACUUCACACGGAAACACUGAUUAAGGAGGUGGAGAGGGUCUUUGGCGCCAGUCAUCCAGACCCUUUGGAGAUUGAGAAGGCAAAAAAAGUGCUAAGGGAGCAUGAGCAAGCACUUCUGGAGGCCAUCUCAAAGCUCGGAGAGAUCUCUGAUGGCGAGAGUGAUGAACAUUUUAUGCAAGCAAUGAAUCAGGAAUGACAGGGAUAACUGAGUGGUAUACAGAAGCUGUGGCAUGAGCCACCCACUGAAAUAACAGCUAAAGUGGAGCAAGAUACAUGUGCUCUAGAUGGUUGCCAAUGUGUUGAAACAACAGAAUGAUUUUAGGUGUGUUGUAUAAUGCCGUGUUCAAGGAAAGCUUUGCUAAAAUUAUAUCAUUGUAGUCUAGUCGUCUUCUUUUUAUUUUAUUGCUUAGGCCUAUUUAUAGCCGUAUUACUGUUUCCUGUAGUGGCAGGUUUAAUUUUCUUGUAAAAUUAGACGGUAGCAGUUUAAUGUGUGAUCAUGUAAAAAGGUUCUAUUGACAUACUGGUGCUGGAAUUGUGAAAAUGAACAGCUUAGUUAUUCUUUAGCCAUUCAUUUCAUUGCUGA
Nicotiana tabacum (common tobacco) is the source of this 2050-nucleotide messenger RNA. Its product is annotated as protein EMSY-LIKE 3-like. Gene Ontology annotation, biological process: defense response to fungus. Gene Ontology annotation, cellular component: nucleus. The record is from RefSeq and is a predicted model, not a curated record. Lineage: Eukaryota; Viridiplantae; Streptophyta; Magnoliopsida; Solanales; Solanaceae.